Messenger RNA from Austrofundulus limnaeus, 2774 nucleotides. RefSeq lists its product as uncharacterized. Gene Ontology annotation, molecular function: glycosyltransferase activity. The record is from RefSeq and is a predicted model, not a curated record. Gene Ontology annotation, cellular component: cytoplasm. NCBI's taxonomy places the organism in Eukaryota, Metazoa, Chordata, Actinopteri, Cyprinodontiformes, Rivulidae.
GGUUACAAACCUGGAUCAACACCUGAAGCAAAGCAGCGCCACUGAUCUUGCGGCCACCUGGAAAAAUGACGGCGGCAGAGUUGGUGUCCAAACUCAUCAUCAUCAUCAUCAUCUUUUCCAUUUCCAUGCUGCUGCUCUUCAUUCAGUCAAAUACACCUUUCCACCUCUGGACUGUAAACAACCGAGCUGCAGCUGUGCCACCGCUGCCCAUGCAAAGCAGGUCACCACAGAUAAUUACUUCAGGAAACACAGUUCUCCCAGGGCAACCUGCAUCGCUACUGAAGGUCAGAGGCACAAAAACACUUCUGAUAUCUGCUUAUCUGGAGCAUCGCAAAGAAAAAGAAGAGGUUUAUGUCAUUUCGAUCGUGCUAAGAAGGGAGAACGUAUCCCUCCAUUGUCAUCUCCGCUGUGAGGAGCAGCUCCUCAUCUCUGGAGGGGUCAAGACCAUCCUCAGAGACCACUUUAAUUUCCCUUACGGGGCAGCAGUCAUCAUGUGUCCCCUGCCCUCGGGCUGUAAGACACCAACUCACGUCGCCAUCACCUCUGCUGUUUCCAAACUCGAAGGAUUAAACACAUCUGAUCAUCAGUUUCUGGAGGUUAAGAAUCAAAAGAAACUGACCGACUCCUUUCGAUAUAACUUCACCGUCUGUUUCUCCACCAUGUUUAAUUAUACCAACGUCCUGCAGCUGGUGCAGAGUUUGGAGAUGCUUCAGAUCCUUGGAGUGAACAGAGUUGUCAUAUAUAAAACUAACUGCAGUGCUGAUACACAACGUGUUCUGGACUACUACACAAACAAAGGUUUUGUUGAGGUGAUUCCUUGGUCUUUAUCAAGUUUUCUGAACCCAUCUCCAGGUUUUAUGGUGUUUAAAGAUCCUGGUGACAUCCACUACUUUGGUCAGAUACCAGUUCUGAAUGACUUCCUUUACAGAUACAUGUACCAGUCCAGAUAUGUGAGCCUGCACGAUCCUGACGAGCUCAUCCUGCCGCAGUCUGUCAACAGCUGGGUGAAGUUGUUGCCUCUGCUGGAGAAGAAGUUUGGUGCUGACAAGUGUUACAUGUUCCAGAAUAACAUCUUCCCCAGAGAAGUUGUGCUGCCGCCUCCAAAACCUCAAACUCUGCCCCCGCAGGAGCACUGGAAGAACGUAUCUGGGGUGAACAUCCUGGCUCACCUGUACAAGGAACCCAUGGUGGCCAAAUUAAAAUGGAUGAAGUUUAAAAUCAUUGUCAACCCUCGAGCUGUGUUCAGCCUGACUGUCCAUGGGGUGUUGAGCUCACAGAGGGGCUGUGCCUGGGUUGAUGCGAACAUAGCACGGAUGUACCACACAAGAUCUCAGACGCRAACACUGAAACCAGAUGAGCUGAUUUAUGAUGGGCGACUGCUGAGCUACUGCACAAACCUCAUACCAGGUGUGAACAAGGUGCUGAGAGAGAGUGGACUGGUACCUGCAGGCAGCAUGAAGUAGACUCAAACUGAGAAACUCUGACAUGUAAAGACUGUGAAGAUAGAAUGUGAGGUUAUUUUAAACCUCCAUCCAAUCAUACCUCUGCAUCUUUGGUCAUUUUGUACCUGGACUUUUUGAAUUUCUAACAGGAGACUUGGCAGAAAAUAUGUUCUUAAAAAGAUAAUAUGUGGACAGGGCCAACACUGUAAGCCCAAAUUUUAUUUUACAUAAUAAGUCAAGCUAUUAUUACUAAUCUCUGCAUGUUUUUUGCAAAAGCCGGGACCAUUACUUAACAAAAUGUGUUUUGUAAACUACUCAAACCAAGUUUUUGCUUUACAAAUGGGUCUGAGCUGAGACAACUCACCUUUAAAUGUUUUACCAGUUUUAGGAGGGGCUUGUCAGUGACCUGACCUUUGAGCCAAUAGGUGGCUGUAAUGUACCUUUUAGUUUGCUAACAUGAAGAAGAAGAAGAAGUGGAGCUAAAUGCAUGUUUCUUCUGACUGUGUUGGCUGCAUGGUUGCUGACUGCAUUGUUUCUGUUGCAUUACAAUGAUUUUUAUUUGGUAGUUUGUUCAAUCUGUUUCGUUUUUCUAACCGCCCAUAAAUUGACUUAUUCUUGUUCUGUCAUUAUCCAAGGCGAUCUGUUGUAAUUUAGUAAUUUUAUUCACUAAUGUCAAGCCUGAAAACCUUUUGAGGAUGCAGUUGUAGAAUAGCUGACGUCUGUUUACUGCUUUGUGUUAAUGAUUCAAAUCUUUCACACUGUAAAAUGUUUGCUCAAUUUUGCAUGUUUAUAAUGUUAAACUUGUAUAUAAGAAACAAACUGACUAUAAUUUACUGUACAUUUAAUAAUUUCUAUUAACAUGAGAAAUGAAUAGUGAUAAAUGUAACAAUUACUGAUAAAUGUGAGCAACGAUUACUAAUAAACAUGAGUAAUGUUGAGUCAGUUACUCAUAAACAAUGAUUUUAAAAUCUUAAGUUAUUUAGUAAUGGAUAAGCUUGGAUUCAAGACUUUAUGUGAACGUAACUUGAAUUGUUUGGUUUUUGAUUUUGUAAAAACUAUCCCGGUGCAAUCACUUACCAUAAACAGCUUUAGUAAUGAUUGCUAAUUUGGGUUUACAGUGAACAACCUGGAAUCUGUGGAAACUGAAAAUGAAAAGUGAAGUGUCUAAAUAAGGGUUAAUGUUCUGGUUUGUUCAAAGCUGCAGAGAGAGAGGCUCCCUUUAUGAGUGGAAAGUUGCAUUUCCACCAUCCAGAUUCUUUUGAAGUCUCAUUAGUGUGUUUGAAGUCUGACAUGAAAACCAAAUGUCCACAAUAAAAUACCUCAAACUGCAAA